This is a messenger RNA of Stomoxys calcitrans (stable fly), 1434 nucleotides long. RefSeq names its product probable cytochrome P450 313a4. The record is from RefSeq and is a predicted model, not a curated record. Lineage: Eukaryota; Metazoa; Arthropoda; Insecta; Diptera; Muscidae. The transcript is spliced from 7 exons. Gene Ontology annotation, molecular function: iron ion binding; monooxygenase activity; oxidoreductase activity, acting on paired donors, with incorporation or reduction of molecular oxygen. The coding region runs from base 46 to 1350 and encodes 434 amino acids.
CUCAAAAAGUUUUCAGACUUUGCCUUAUACUAUGGAAGGAAUGUCAUGAUCUAUUGUGGACCACAUUUGUUUUUGGUUACCAGCGAUCCCGAAGUGGUAAAAGAUAUUCUAACGUCAAAAUUAUGCAUAAAUAAGCCCGAUCUUGUAUAUGAUGGAAUAGCUCAUGUUAUCGGACGAGGUUUAAUCACUUUGAGAGGUGAUAACUGGUACCAUGAGAGAAAAAUCUACAAUGAAUCCUUCAAAAUUGGAAAACUACAGGCGAUUUUACCAGUUUUUAACAAGAAAAUGAAAACCCUUUUCCACAACAUUGAUGAAGAUAUUAAAAAUGAUAAGAGCACUCCAUUGUUUUACUAUACGCGUGAAUAUACCUUGAGUGCAUCGUUCGAGACAAUGAUAGGCAGAGACUUGGAUAAAGUUGAUGGCGAUGUAAAAGAAAUUCUACUUAAUUUCUCCGAGGCCGCAGAAUAUGCUUCUCAUCUAGCCAGCAAUUUUAUAUACUUAGUUGCAUUUGUGCGUAAAAUUGCUGAGAAGAGUAUCUUCAAGAAGGCUUUGGAGGUGACGAAAGGCAUUCAUCAAUUCAUUUCGAUGUCACAAAAAAAUUAUACCAAACUACGAGGAACCGAUCCAAGUUAUGUUCCAAAUAUUGAUACGCCCAUGGAAACACUGGAUAGAGCAGUUGAACGAAAUGAACUCAAACUGGAAGAAGCUACAGAAGGAAUUUUUCAACUAUUUAUUGGAACUUUUGAAACUAACUCCACCGCUUUAUAUUUUGCCCUAAUAAUGUUGGCCAUGCAUCCGAAAAUUCAAGAACGAGCCUACAAACAUGUCUGCGAUAUUUUCCCCAACAAUGACAAUGGCGAAUUUGUCGUCACCUAUGCUCAUUUAAGCCAACUUGGAUACCUUGAUAUGAUCUUAAAUGAAACAAUGCGAGUAUUGCCCAUAGUACCUCAAGUGGGCCGCAAAGUUGAAGGUGGCAAUUUGAAACUGAGCAAUGGUGUUGUUUUGCCCGAAGGUUUAAGAAUACUAAUUGAUAUCUAUAGCCUGCAUCGCAGCAAGGAUAUUUGGGGUCCCAAUGCCCACAAAUUCAAUCCAGACAAUUUCUUAAGCAGCAAUAGCAUGGAGAGACAUCCAUUUGCAUUUAUACCAUUUACGAAAGGAAUUCGUUCAUGUAUAGGCAUUCGAUAUGCUGAAUACAACUUAAAAGUCGCUUUGGCAAGACUCAUUAAGAGAUACAAAUUUUCAUCAGAUGCAAAAAUGGAAGAUUUGAUUGGUGAAAAUCACAUAGUGCUGCAAUUUAUUCAUCAACCCAAAGUGACUGUAGAGAGGAGGCGAACGAUAUCAAGUGAAUGAAAAUUUAGCCUAAAAUUAGCAAAGACCAGUAUAAUAAAUAUAAUAAUGAUUGAAAUAUAUAAAAAAUAAUGCAUUACACUGUAA